AUGGCGCAAGGGUUCCACGGAACCUCGAGAGAGUCGCAGGUGCCGGCGCUUCUAGACGCGUAUCAGAUCCCAUACACCUUCUCGGAUUCUAAUACUAUGGCACUGUGUCAACACAAGGCAAACACAAAGGCUAUUCUCAAUCAUUAUCGGAUUCCCACUGCUCCGUUCUUCUUGCUCUCAAUCGGCAAUGUCUUGCCCAAAAGCUCCUCAGAGAUCCACACAUCUGCACUGUCCUUUCCAGUCUUCCUCAAACCGGUCAGCGAAGGCUCGUCUAAAGGCAUCGACGACUUCAACAAGGUAAAUGACAUUGCGGGAUUGGAGACAGCAGUCCAGAACCUGAAGUCCAGAUACCCAGGCCAGGAUAUUUUGGUCGAAUCAUUUCUGUCUGGCCCUGAGUAUACGGUGAGCAUUCUGGGGACCGGUACCCAUAGCCGGGUAGUCGGUGUCAGGGAACAUAUAUGGCAGAACAGAAUCAAGGAUGAUGGUUGCGGUACCAAUCUGAACUUCGCCACCAGGGAGAACAAGUCUACGGCAGGAACUGGACUAGCAUGGAGUGAUUCCCACGACAUGGCUGAUCCUCGGAUAAAAGCCGCCUGUCAAGUUGCGUUGGACGCAUGGAAGGCCUUCGGCUGCCGUGAUGCAGGACGCGUUGAUAUCCGAUUCGACUCCGACAACGUUGACGCUAUUCCCAACGUCUUGGAGUUGUUAGCAGAAAUUAUAGCCAGUGCUUGCAGGCGGACGGUAUUUUCGUCACGAGACAAGGGCGUUGAGCAGCUUACAUACAGUUGA
Aspergillus terreus NIH2624 is the source of this 789-nucleotide messenger RNA. RefSeq lists its product as uncharacterized. The transcript has 3 exons. Gene Ontology annotation, biological process: peptidoglycan biosynthetic process. Gene Ontology annotation, molecular function: D-alanine-D-alanine ligase activity; metal ion binding; ATP binding. NCBI's taxonomy places the organism in Eukaryota, Fungi, Ascomycota, Eurotiomycetes, Eurotiales, Aspergillaceae. The record is from RefSeq and is a predicted model, not a curated record. The coding region runs from base 1 to 789 and encodes 262 amino acids.